Molecule: messenger RNA, 357 nt
Organism: Fraxinus pennsylvanica
Lineage: Eukaryota; Viridiplantae; Streptophyta; Magnoliopsida; Lamiales; Oleaceae
Source: the annotation of a GenBank genome assembly
AUGGAGGAUGCCGCCGCCGUGGAAGUUGGCGGUGGUGGCGAGGAGAAGCAGAUUACUGUGUCUCCAGAAAGCAUGGAAAAAGACGACUUGGCGGUGGCUAUAGAAAAUGCUUCCAGGCAGAUAAAGAAAUUUCAGAGGACUGAAUCCGAAAAACUGAAGAGAGAGAUUGCAGUGAAGCCACGGCGCGAGCUCCGGCGAUCGGAUACAGAAAAGUGCCGGUCGAUAAUCAGCUCCGGCGAGCGACAAAUCACGGGGACUACAGCGUUCGAUGGUACCGAGAUUGAUACGCUGAGCAGCGAAGAUUUCAAGCGCACAGUGGAAGCCUUCAUCCAAAGGAGCAAAAAAUUGCCGAAUUAA